Molecule: messenger RNA, 2641 nt
Organism: Leptopilina boulardi
Lineage: Eukaryota; Metazoa; Arthropoda; Insecta; Hymenoptera; Figitidae
Gene: RanBP3
Product: ran-binding protein 3
Exons: 5
Coding region: 147-1304 (385 amino acids)
Biological process (GO): protein export from nucleus
Cellular component (GO): nuclear pore; cytoplasm
Molecular function (GO): GTPase activator activity
Source: RefSeq, a predicted model, not a curated record
UAAAUAUAAUAACCAAUUUAGAGGAAUUUGAAAAACAAUUUAAAGAAAAAUAAACUGGAAAAUUAAAAAAAAAAAAGACAAUUUCUUUUUGCAAAUUAGAUAGAUGGCAGUGUAAGACGGAGUCUGUCUGUCUGUUUUAUAGAAAAAUGGCCGAUUGUAAGGAUAGUAUCGAAAAAACCAAUGGACCUGAAUCAACAACCAAUAUGAAAUAUGACACUCCCGAGGAAUCGAGUGAAAAUUCCGCUAAUGAGGAAGUUGAGAGUCAGUCAACGGAUAAUGAUUCAGAAGCACCUUUAAGUCAAACAUUUAAUAAAGGAGUGAUUAAAGGUAAUUUAUUAGCGUCGUCAAAAUUGGGAAGUUCCUUUGCAUCAUGCGACGUUCCAAACUAUAUAAAAACCAAAUCUUCUCUAUUAAGACCAUCACAAUUAAAUUCCGUGGCUAAUAAUCCAGGACCAUCGACGAAAAUUGUCCUACAACCGGCAAAAUUUCACAAUCCAUUCGCAAAAUUAACUGAUAGUGUAAUAGAAGGUGAAACGGAAAUAUCAACAGACACUUGUAAUGAGAAAAAUAAUGAAAAACCAUUAGUGGAUGUGAAACCAACAUUUUUACCAUUAGGUGCAAGUUCAAAGGAAAAUGAAAAUAGUUUAAAUAGCACAGUAACAGCAAGUUCAUCGGCUUCCAGCUUUGUUUUUGGACAAAAUUUAAAAGAACGAGUAACAGUUGUACACGAUGGUGAAACAUCUGAUCAAUCAGUAAAUGAAGAAAUUGAAGAAACAAAUGAAAAUGGUUCUUCUGAAUUAUUAUUUUCAAAUGUUACUGCAGUAUCGCGAAGUACAAGUCGUCCUGGUUUAACAUUAACUCAAGCAGCACAGGAAUUGGAAGAGGCAACAAGAGCAAAUAAACGAAAAUAUAAUGAAGUUGCAUUACUCACUGGCGAAGAAGGGGAGACAAAUGUAUUACAGAUAAAUUGCAAACUUUUUGCAUUCGACAAGGUGAGUAGUAGUUAUAAAGAAAGAGGGAGAGGGACACUUAGAUUGAACGAUCGAGAUGAUGAAUCUCGUUUAGUUAGUCGCACGGCUGGUACGCAGCGAUUAAUUCUCAAUACAAAAGUAUGGCCCGGUAUGACUGCUGAGCGAGCUGGUCCAAAAUCAUUGAGGCUAACAGCAAUGGACAUUCAUGGUGAUCUUCGAAUUUUCAUUGUACAAGCAUCGCCGAAGGAAAUUGAUUUACUUGAAGAUCAUUUAACGCAACGGCUAAAACGAGCCAAGGAACGUCAACCAAAACGACAAGCGACAGAUCAGUGACAAUUGUUCGACAUUCAUUGUGAAAUAACAAAUUUUAAAAUCAUGUACUCUUCUACUUACACAAUUAGCCGUGAAUUGGACGCAUUUAUGCGUUAAAGCUCAUUUGACCUAUGGCUUUAUUUAAUUUAAAGAACGUUUAUUUACAUCGUUUAAGUCAUCGAUUGCUAUUCAGGUAUAUUAUACUUUUUUUUUUUGAAAUAAUUUUUUCGUCAUUUUUUUUUUUUUCUUUCUUUUAUAUAUAUUUUUUUUCAAAUCUUUCUAUUUUUUACUUAAGAAAUCGGAGGGCUCGUAAAGUAAUUUUUUUUUUGUGAGAUAGGAAUACAAAUAGAAUAAAGAUUUUGAAUUGUAGCAUAAUAAUAUAAAUUAUAAAAUAGCUUGUAUGAGGAUCAACGUAGAAACUUGGAUCUCUCGUUAUUGUAUUUGUGAAUUUUUCUGACGGCUAGAAAUUUCAAUUAAAAACAUACGUUAAAUACAUCUUUAUAUUGUAUAAUAAUAAUAAUAAUAAUAAUAAUCUCGCAUUAUCGUUUACGAAAUUUUGCAGAAUUGAAUUUUAAAAAGAAAAAAAAAAAAACAUCUAAAUGCAAUUAGACUGAAAUAAUUUUCUAAUAAUUUUCUAAAUUAGAGCAUGAUUGACAAAUUAAUUUGUUUCAUUUAUAUUAAAUCGACUCUCAAAAAUCUCUUUAAUUUAGUAAAAAAAAAAAAAGUUGCCAAUUAUUUUUUACUUCAAUUACUGAAUAAUUAGCAAAUUAAAAUUAAAUAAAGAAAAAUCUUAUUAAACUAAUAUUCGUAAAGAGGAAAAGAAAGGAAACUUUCUUUUUUUAAUAUUCAAUUUCAUUAUAUCAAUUAAUCAUCGACUGUAAAUACAGUUAAAUAUUAAAACACAUUUUUAUCUAUGAAUUUUCUAUUCUAUCUUUUGUCUUUGAAAAAAAAAAAUUUAAUUUAACGUAUUGUUGAUUAAAAAUAAAAUAGUUUAGAGUAAUAUUUUUUAUUAUUAUUUGCGAGAUAAAAAUAAUUGACUACAGUUUGAUUUUCAGAAUUUUUUUUUGAAAAAAGCAUUAUGUCAAAUGCAUUAUUAAUUUUUUUUUUAGCUGUACAUAAAAAUAUAGAUAUAGUAAUAAUAAAUACAUAUGGUGAUACUUCUUUAUUAGCUGGAGAGAUUCAUUUUUGCGAGUCAUUACCGUAUAACGAAUGAUUUAGUAUAAUUUAGUUAUUAUUUAGUAAGAUGAUCAUUCUUCACCCGUGUAAUAAAUUAUAUGAACGUGUAAGUGCUGCUGUGAUUUCGAUUCACAAUAUAGUACUUUGGUUGCAUAAAUAUACAAUUAUUUGCAUAAAAGUUA